CCCGUGAUGUUAGGGGAGUGCUCGAGUAGCAGUGGGAUGACCACAGUGCCUUCCUCGAUUCGGGUUUUAAAACACUUAUUCCGCGGUUGUAGUCAGUUCAGGUCCGUUGUCGUCUACCGACAUGGGUUCGAGGGCUGUCGGUGGAUGUAUCCUUCCGCCCGGACGUUAAAAUCAACGGGAUGAAGCCUCUCGCCGGACCUAAAGGGAUGCCGUUCAGUUAGCCUCUCCCGGGUACAUUCGUGUGCCACACAAGCUAGCUGGCUAGUUAGUACGUUGUGGAAAGUUAAUUACAAACGGGGACUUAUGGCGCGGUUAGUGUUGGAGCAACUGUCAGACUUCGGGGACUACGCUGGCAGGAAAGAGCUAACCGAAAUACUUGAACUGACUAAUAACAGUCUGACAGACGUCCGUCUGAGCCCAGAUGGUCGUCACAUCCAUGUCAUCCUCCGCAAGCCUAAAGCUGGUCUUGUGACUUUUGACAAGUAUGAAAGAACCCAGCCGGUCCAGAACCAGAGGAAGCUGGAUUUGUGGCUGGCACGGACCGUGCCCAUUGUGGAUAUUGUAUAUUUGGACCAUAAUAAUAGUAGCAGCAGCAGCAGAUAUCAAGCAGCCGUGGCAGUGGUCUAUGAGAAUGGAAAAGCUGAGUUUUGGAAAUUCCAGGAGUGCACAGCUGGCUGGCAUCUCCUGCAAACAUCAGACUUGUGCAACAGUCCCCGGGCCAGAGUGGUUUCUGUCUGUGCUGGCUCCAAUCUCAUCAUCUGGUGUGAGGAGAGGCCGGCCUCAGAAAGCUCCCCUGCCCACAGCUCUACGAGGAAUAAGUUGAGAUACUGUGUUUGCAGACGUGACUUUGAAGUGGAGGAGGCGGCUGUCAGCUUGGGAGGAGUAAAAAUAGCCCUCCACAACAAUCCUAAAUUCACUGUGGUCAGCUCAGGUGAAUAUGUGCAUCUUCUUCCUGACUUGAAAGUGAAGCCACUGUUGAGCAUAUCCAAAUUUUUCCUUUCCUGGUCCCCUGGCCACGACUCCUUCAGGAUCAGCACCACAUGUAAAAACACUCCCCUAAAAAGGCUUUCCGCUAAGGAGUCUGACUUUAAGAGGUUGGUGACAGACUCUUUAGGAUACUUAUCGACUCUUGAUCCACCCGAGAUCUACGACUUUUCCCCCACAGCAUGUGGAGGCCUGCUACUGCUCCUCAGCACAGGCUGGCUGUGUCUCCUGCAGAAAGAUGGGACGCUGCGGCAGGUAUACAAACAGGCAGACAAAUGCUUGGUAAAAUAUGGUACUCACACUAGCCUCUGCAUGUACCAGGACACUCUGGCGCUGCUGGUAGGUCAAAACCUGCAUCUCAUAGACGUGAACUGUGGCAGGGAGCUGGAAAAGAUUGUGCUGAAGAGAGAGGGGUUAUUAUAUGCAAACCCAGCUGAAAGACGGACACCUCACCUGCUCUCAGAAACUGGACUUUUUGUGGUAGUGAACAGGGAGACAGACUCCAGAGAGUGCAACUCUAGGAUGAAGCCCUCUAGUUUCAGUACAGCGGAGGGUAUUCAUCCUGGAGCCCUCUUAGUAGAGGCUGUCUUUGAGGAGGCCUGUAAAUACUACCAGCAGAGGAGCCUGAGCAGCACCCAGCUCACUGUGGACACACUCAAGAAAGGAGGUAGGUUCCAGGCUCCCAUCUCCUUAGCCGCCAUCCUCAGGGACUAUUUCAGUGCUGGGUCGAGGCAGAAGGGAGCAGAGCUGUCCCAGAAUGGAGGAGGUGGAUGUAUGGCAGGGCAAGACAAGCUAAUGGGCUCUCUGGAGGCCGAGCUGAAGGCUCUGGCCUCUCUAGAGGAGGUGAAGGGGAGUUUAGUGAGGGGAAGUGUUAAAGAGGUGGAGGCAGUGUGUGAGAGUCUGGUUGAGAAAGAAGUAGCCAGACUGCUGUCAUCCUCAGAGCUGGAUAAAGAGGCUCUGCUUUACCUCAACUCCAUUUUCAGUAUCUUCCCCUGCCAGGCGUGGAGGGCGGCGCAGGCGGCCCUCCAACUACACUACAACGGGGAGGGCUCCCUGUCCAGCAGGGCUCACCCAGAUGUGUGGAAAACUGUCCUCAGUCCUGCUUCAGCCUCCAGCAACCCAGCCUCCCCCCGGUUUACAAAUGGCGGGCCGAAACACAAUCACAGCCUCAAAAGUGAUCACAGUGCCAACUGUAAAGCCAAAUCUCCAAGCUCCACUUCCCCAACUGCUCUGCCUGUGUUUGAACUCCUCUGCCACUCAGUUUUCCACUUCCAGCCCCACUGGCUGCCCAGGUUCCUUGAGCUCGCCCAGCAGCAGCAAGGCUCAGUCGGUCUGGGACUGAGUCUGGCCUCCUCCUCCUGGAGCUUCUCAGGUGGGAGAGGAGGGGAGGGAGGGGAGAACAAUGUGCCGCUGUACAAACGAGCUCUUUGGAUCUUGUCCAGCCUGAGCCCAGACAGAGACCUACACCAGGACUUGGAGGUUGAGCUGCUGCUGGUCAGUGGGCGGCCUAACGCCAUCCUGCAGGCGAUGAGGGUCCUCAUGGCCAAGCAGGAGUGGGAGCGGGUCACCCAGGUGGCCCAGAAGUUUUGCAAACAGAGUCCGCUGCUCAAUAAGGAGAUUUUCACUACCCUGCUGUGUGAGGUGGCCCACCACAGAGAUCUGGACCCAUACCUGGACCUGUUGUGGACUCUGUGCCCUGAGGACCUCACUGUCACCACCAUACUCAACUUGGUGCUGAAAAGCCUCCCCUCCCCUAACAGCCCCUCCUCCUCCUCCUCCCUCUCCAGUACAACCUCCUCAUCCCCUGCUCCCUUUGCAGACUCCCAGAGCAGCCAGUUGACCAUCGGGCUGUUGAAACCUCUGCUGAGAAAAGUCCUUCAGCGAGAGACCAAGCCCAGCCAGCGCUAUGCUGACAUCCUCCAGUCCCCGUUGUUCCCCCCUCCAGCACCUCCUCGUCAGCCUGCAGUCCAGCCCGGGACUGUCACAGAUCCCAAUACAGGCUCUGCUCUUGGCAGCAACAUCUCCCAAGCUCUUCUUGCAGAAACACCUGAACAGCAGUCGUCCACACACUCAACUGUGCAAAGGGCCAGGGUGGCACUACCUGCUAACCCAUUCUGAUUCACAUAAAAAUGAACAAGCAAACUCAAAAAACGGAGAAACAAAAAAACCUGUCUCCUCAAAACAUUCCACACAUAAUCUGACCAAACUGUGAAGCAGUGUGUGUUGCCAAUCAGAUUAAAACAGAAUAACAUGAGUAUGUUACAGGUAUCUUCAGUGUCAUGCAGUUAUUUGAUAAUGUUUUUAAACAGAUUGGUAAUUUCAGAUGAAGUAUGACAACUAGAAAGUAUGAAAUGAGUACUGACAAUCUGACCGGUGUAAAUACUGCAAUUCAUUUUAAGUUUUAAUGUGUAUAUACUGUAUCUGCAAAGUUAUUUAUCUCUCAAGCCUUAACUGCAUGUGGAUGAGAAAGUUAUUGCAUAGACUUGCAUUGAAUAAUCUUAGCCUUUAUCAAUAUAUCAAUAAAUAAUAUAUUAAGUUAAGUGUUUAACUGCCCCAUCAAAAACAAAAACCACUAAUUCCCCUUCUUGUGUGUGUAUCUGUGUGUAGAAUAUUUGCUGUCUAAAGCAGCUGAUGUCUGCUAAUUGUAGCCAAGUAUAGCUACCUUUCACUUGCUGAUGUCAAAGUGUGUUCCUGCAGCGGGUGAUCUACUGAGUUUUAUCCAGACAAGCUGGCCUUUGUGUUUGAAUGUUUGCUUUAAGUGAGGUUUGGUAGAGAAGAGGAAGGGGGUCCAAGGUUUCUUUACUUACUUCUAGUAUUAUAGUUGUAACAUUAUGAGUGCUUAAACAUCCUGGUUUUGAUGGGCUCAACCGGACCAUGUAACUUUUGUGAACAAAUCUCCAAACAGUCUGCCUGUCCAGCUGCUGCCUCUCUCUAUAUAUUUUUUUUACAUUCCUGUCGUUCAUUUUGCCCUCUAGACUCCAUCUUGUCCUCCCUGCUCCCUCGCAGUCCACCUCAUAGGACAUUCCAGACAGAAUAGCCAGUAAAACUGACUCACAGUUCUACUUUAAAUUAAAUUUUUGGGAUAAUUCGGUUAGGAUUCUGGUGUGGGUUGGGCACGUUGUGACUAACACAGGCGCCUUUGCUGCUUGUAUAAGGUAAUGUACUGUACGUCUUCUCUCAUGAAACCAGUGAGGGUAAUGUUAUUAGAGACGUCAGGCCUUCCGUCUUGCCCCUGCUAUCUUUCUCCAUGCUCUGAAACUGAAUGCACUUUUAAAUCACCCCAGUCAGUAUUGUUUGUACCAGGCUUUUAAUGCGUCUCUUGAAAUGAAUGUUUUCUGAGUAAGUGCUGUAAACACAAGUAUAAUUAAGUGCCUACUGUCUUCGAUGCCUUUGUUAGUGCUUUCUUUUUGAGCAGGCUACGUGGCUUGUUUUGUCACAGAAAGUGCUUUUUGUACGUAAAUGUGGAGCCCUCCGAAACAAAAUGAUAUUUAUUUUGUAACAAUCAUUGGAAGACUACUGAAAUGACAACCCUAGGCUCUACAUGGGUGAGGUACCGACAGAGAAACUCCCGUGACAUCUCUAAAGCGUUGAGUGACGAUAAGGCUCCAAAAUGCUGCAGAAAAAUCAGAGUGCCUUUCACCGUGCUGCUCUUCAUUUACAGGGUUGUGUCACAUUUCUGCUCCGUCUCCUCAGCUUCAGUGAUGUUCUAGAGAAAGAACUGGAGGUAGAUCAGAGGAUCUGUUCUCUGUAUUUGUAGGGUACAGUGUUUUGUUUUGUUUUACUGUAAUUAGCUCUCUAUGAGGAACAGCUCUUGGUUUCUACAGUCAAACGCUGUAUUUAUCUCAUUUCAAUAUGAAGCCUGCUGAUAUCUUGCUCUGGACUGAUUGGUGUAUUAAUAGUGUGAUUCCAAGCUCUGUACGCUUGAGCAAGCAUGACAAAAUCUGUGCAACUGAUUUCAGUUCAGUGCCACGAGUUUCACCGUGUACCAGACAUGUUUCAGUCCAUCUGAGAGUAACUGGGAACUCCCUGACUUCCCCAGACAGGCCACUCAGGCCAUUGUUAUGACUGUUCAGAUGGUAAAUAUUGAUUGUCUGAAAAACUUUGCUUCUGGUUUCUGUCAACAAAUAGGAUUUGCCUCCUGGAUUUGCCUGGAAAAGUUACACAUCUAUAUUGGUACGUUAAUAUUUUGCUGAUCCUAUGUUUGAAGUAAGACACAAUGUAUACAAAUAUUUAUGAACGGAUGCUGAAUGCUAUUAAACUGAAG
Messenger RNA from Xiphias gladius (swordfish), 5248 nucleotides. RefSeq names its product Hermansky-Pudlak syndrome 6 protein. Gene Ontology annotation, biological process: protein localization to membrane; melanocyte differentiation; lysosome localization. Bases 304 to 3102 code for a protein of 932 amino acids. The record is from RefSeq and is a predicted model, not a curated record. NCBI's taxonomy places the organism in Eukaryota, Metazoa, Chordata, Actinopteri, Istiophoriformes, Xiphiidae. Gene Ontology annotation, cellular component: BLOC-2 complex; lysosomal membrane. The transcript has a single exon.